Messenger RNA from Alternaria incomplexa, 1239 nucleotides. RefSeq lists its product as uncharacterized. Lineage: Eukaryota; Fungi; Ascomycota; Dothideomycetes; Pleosporales; Pleosporaceae. The coding region runs from base 1 to 1239 and encodes 412 amino acids. The transcript has a single exon. The record is from RefSeq and is a predicted model, not a curated record.
AUGGGUAGACCUUCCGACCCCCCACCCAGCUACCGGGACGACCCAGACGCCGUCUCCCUCCACACCACCCCCGACGACUACACCUACGACGAUGCGCCUGAAAUCUCCGGCCUUCCGCCUUCCUACACCGACAGCGAAGCAGGUACCAGCAAUGUACCCGCAUCCUUGAUCCCCAUCCACCACAUCGCGCCCCCAACCACAUCAACGAACCACGCCAAACCCUCUUUCAAGAACGGAAACCCCGUCGUAAACACCACGAUAAACGUCCAAGACCCACUCUACGACAACGACCCCGCCGCUCUCGAAAACUCCAUCCGCCUCCUUGCCGAAGCCGCCCCAACACCCCUCAUCUACAUAAUGGGCACGCACCGCGAAACCACCAAGAAGAAUAACGAGACCAAGUCGCGCACCAUAACUGACUUCCGUCUUGUCAUAAACCUGUCCAAAUACAUCCAUGCGCACUACAUUGCCAACAACUUCGGCACCAUGUCCCUCACGACAGCUGAGAACAGCGAGAAAACGCACCGCGGCACGAUUCUCAAGUGUAGGGCACCGGGCGCAAAGCAAGAUAUUGAGGUGGGCGGGACUCAGAAACCGAGCUUGACGGAGUGGUGCCAUAGAUACUGCGCCUCCCCACGCGCACUUCGUAUCUUCCGUGUGCGGCGCGACGUCACAGGUCUGGAUGAAGCAUACCUGCGCAGCCGCAUCGAAGGCAUAAUCCGAUCGACCAACUACCGCGGCAACAUCUCCAUAACCUUCCCUGUCGAAGACGCAAACGUCGAUUUCUACACGAGCCACCGUGUGAAUGCUUGGAGGCUGAAGACAUGGGUGCGAUGGAUCUUCUACUUGACCUUCCUGUGGAUCUUCAGUUGGCCUAUCUUGUUCUUCGCGACGCGGCGCUGGAGCGUCGUUAGAGCUGAAUGGCCAUUUUCACGAACGAAUAGUAUGGGGAGGAAGGAGUACACGACUAUUAGUGAGGGGGAGUGGAUGGGUGAGUGGCAUGUGGCGAUAAGGAGACUGGUGUUGGAGAGAUAUGAAGGCGAGGCGAGUGAGGAGAUGAUGAGGGCAGUUAUGCAGAGGAGUGAGGAUCCGCCUGUGCCUGGGACGUUUAGGAGUGGGCAUGUUGGUGUGGAUAAUGCGGUGGGCGUGCUGACGCAGGGGUUUCAGGUUGCGAGGGCAUUGAGUAAUGGGGAGGGAGUGGGGAGGGUUGGGCAGAGUGGGUGGGGGUAUGACUAUUGA